This is a messenger RNA of Pseudonaja textilis, 620 nucleotides long. Lineage: Eukaryota; Metazoa; Chordata; Lepidosauria; Squamata; Elapidae. The record is from RefSeq and is a predicted model, not a curated record.
GUAAUAAUGGGCUGGAAAAUCAAGAUUCCUGUGAACUGUUCCAAGUGAUCAAUGCUAAAGAUGGAACGGAGAAGUUUGGAAUUCGAAUGGAAUUCGAAAGCCACGAGAGAAACCAGUCAAAGAAUUGGAAUCCGGAAAGCUCAUCUUCCACUGAUGCUCCGAUGCAAAACAAAGGAGAUGAUGCUAUAAGAAGACACAAUGGACAAAAUUACAAUGGGACAUUCAUUCUUUCUCCUGGGAAUAACUUUCUUACAUCUCAAAAAGUGAUUGACACAAAAGAGAAGCCUUAUAAAUGUUUGGAAUGUGGAAAAUGUUUUAGAAGAAGCUCGCAACUUACUGUUCAUAAAAGGAUCCAUUUGGGAGUGAAACCAUAUAAAUGCAUAAAGUGUGGAAAGACCUUUGCUCAAAGUGGCCAUCUUAUUUCCCAUAAGUUCAUCCACACAGGGGAGAAGCCAUAUAAAUGCAUGGACUGUGGAAAAACCUUCGCUCGAAAAUAUCAUCUUACUUCCCAUAAGAUGAUCCACACAGGAGAGAAACCCUAUAAAUGCAUGGAGUGUGGAAAGACGUUUACUGAGGGCAGUGGCCUUAGAAGCCACAAAAAGAUCCACUCAGGAGAGAAA